GGCUGACUGCUGAGCACAACGAAAAUGGCGACUUCCCUAGCCGUCUGAAAACGUCAAACAACGCAGUUUGUCACAAUAAAAUUGUAAUAGUAAUAGAAUAACAAUAAGAAUUGGAUAAGAGAUUCUUCGCAUUUUUAACAGUUCGGUUUUUUCACCGUGACGCUUUCGGCGUUCAAUAUGCGAGCCGUGUACAGUGAUUGUUUCAUUGCAGCCUUAAUUAUCCAAUUUAUGACUCAAGUCCAUGUCUCGAGCCAACGUGUAGUCGUAUCGAACGACGGACCCACCAUACUUGGGGGCUCGAUAACCUUCAGAGCUGAUAUCUACUGGGAUGACGGAAGCAGACCAUCGGGAACUUUUUCAUAUAUCUGGAAAGAUGACGCGUUGAAUCCGCAUGAGUAUACGUCCCCAAACACAGGGAACACAACUUCUUAUUGGACCGUCACAUAUCCAGUUGAUAGAAACAGCGUUGGAUCGUAUCGGCUGAGGCUGGUUGUGGAGAAGAGGAUUUGGCCAAUUUGGAGAGUCUUUGGGAAUGCGAUGAUUGAUUACAAAGUGACAGAACUUCUUAAUGGCAACAUGACACUGACUCAGUCAAACGAAGCCAUCAAUGGCGACUACAUCUCGUCCAACUCGACAACAGAUUUGAGAAUUAACUUUCGCAAGGGUGAUUACGACUUUGUUAAGGCUAAGGGUGCGAGCUCGAUUAUGACCUUCUGGUUUAUCGACUGUAAAUCGUUUGGACCGUCUCCGAAUUUCACGUUCAAUCACCAUUUUUCGGAAGUAAAUACGACCCAAGUUAUCGAAGCCCUGGUUGUCGUCUCUUACGAUCCACCCGUUACCACUACCACAUCCGCGCCAACAACCGUAGCUCCACUCACCACUACAUCGGUCCCAAACACAACGACAUCGACCACGCCAAGCACAACUACGACGACUUUGCCUAGCACCGCAUCGUUAGCGCCAAAAGUUGAAUCUAACGCGACGAUGUAUUCCUCAGCUUUCUUCACAUGCUCAAACGCCACUAAUAUUCCCCAGGAUCCAAAUAAGACUUACGGUUAUUUCGCGAAAACGGUCAAGGUCAGAGCGCCCAUCUCAAACAUUACCGUCUCCGGUACAAACUGGCUUCAGCCCUGGGAGAUGCUGUCCUUGAACGUGAGCUGCAAAGGCUCUGGUCCUUUCAAAGUAUGCCUUUCGAUACAUCCGGGUAACUACAACAUUACGGGAAAUGAAACCUGCGAGGCUGGUACGAUCUUGGAGAACUGCAGCUUCCCGAUAAUCCAUUACUUUCUCGAAGCCAGCGUCUACACGUACCUUGUGGUGUUGGAAAACGACGUCAGCAUUCAACGCUACCCUCUGACUAUAAAUAUAUACAAAGUUACCACUAAACCCCAACUUUCCGUAAUAGUCGUGCCUGUCUCCUGCUCUCUGGCAGCUAUGGUUUUGAUAGUUUUUGGUAUCGCUUACUACAUGCAGAGCCGCGCCAGGUUCACCGUCGAAGUGGCAGACUUUGAUUUUGGACAGCACAAUCCUGAGUUGGAAUAUAAAACUUUUACCGAGAGAUUGCGGGACUCGAUUAACAGCUCACUACGGCCCGGAGGAGAUAGAAUAAAUGGGUACGAGGCACUGAAUAAACCGCUCCUAGAGUAACAAAGAGUAACAAUUAG
This is a messenger RNA of Neodiprion virginianus, 1664 nucleotides long. RefSeq lists its product as uncharacterized. Bases 178 to 1647 code for a protein of 489 amino acids. The transcript is spliced from 7 exons. The record is from RefSeq and is a predicted model, not a curated record. NCBI's taxonomy places the organism in Eukaryota, Metazoa, Arthropoda, Insecta, Hymenoptera, Diprionidae.